Messenger RNA from Rotaria sordida, 342 nucleotides. NCBI's taxonomy places the organism in Eukaryota, Metazoa, Rotifera, Eurotatoria, Philodinida, Philodinidae. The record is from the annotation of a GenBank genome assembly.
AUGGAUUUCUAUCAAGAUAGUGUUGAUAUAAUAACUGUUUAUAUUGAAGACGCUCAUGCAGUUGAUGAAUGUCGAAUAUGUUAUGUUCAACCAAAAAGUGAUGAUGAUCGAAUUCGUAUUGCAAAUGAUUUUAUCAAAGCAACGGAAUAUCGAAUACUAUUAUUAAUCGAUCCAGUAUCAAAAAAUAAUCCAUUUAGUCAAGUUUAUAGUCCAUGGCCAAUUCGAUUUUAUGUUAUUGAUCCUAUGAAAAAGUUUAGUUAUAUUGCUCAACCGAUUCAAGGUUCAUUCUCAUUAGAAUUGAUUAAAAAUGCUUUGGAUGAAGUUGCUCAACAAUGUCAAUAA